Messenger RNA from Bombus huntii, 2173 nucleotides. Its product is annotated as fatty-acid amide hydrolase 2-like. The transcript is spliced from 9 exons. The record is from RefSeq and is a predicted model, not a curated record. The coding region runs from base 369 to 1937 and encodes 522 amino acids. NCBI's taxonomy places the organism in Eukaryota, Metazoa, Arthropoda, Insecta, Hymenoptera, Apidae.
AUUCUCGAGUUUAUGUUUCCUUUGUCUUCUCUAUAAUAAAUUUGAUGAAAUUAAAAUUGAAAUAUCUUUUCACAAAAAUUUUCAGUCAUAAAUACCUUAAUAUUUUUGUGUAAACAAUAGAAAAACGUAUCUACCAGUGUGUAAAAAAAUAUAAGAUUCCAUUAAAAAAAAUUACGCAAAUUUAGAUUUCGAAGAGCAUAGCGCAUGACUAUGAAAAAGUGUCUCGUAUAAUAAUAUGUGUACCUUUAAUCUUGUAUGAGCGAUUCAUUUCUUAGGCAUGUAUUCGUGUUAUUAAAAAUAACGGAAAUAUUUCUUUGUAACAAAAUCAUUGAGACACGCUAUAAUAUGCAUACAAUUCAAUUAAUUAUAUGAAUUUUACGAAUAUGUGUACAUUAGUAAAGAAUUCACGAACACAGGAAGGUGACAAGUGCCAGACAAUAUUCGAAAUGUCAAUCAAGGUUUUAAAACAUGUUUUAAAAUGUUUGAUUAUCAAAUUUCAUAUAAUAUUUGACUGUAUGAUAGAUUUCAUUUUUGGGUUAUAUUAUGAUCAUAAUAUACAAAAAGUACCACCUAUUAAGAAUGAUUUAUUACUGACAAGUGCAUCAGAAUUAGCUGAAAGAAUCAGAACAAAGAAGAUAUCAUCUGUAGAAGUUGUAACAGCAUUUAUAAAUCGGGCAAAAGAAGUAAAUGGGAUAAUAAAUGCAAUAGUUGAAGAUAGAUAUUCUGAUGCCUUAGAAGAAGCCAAAGAAGUAGAUAAAUUUUUACAAACAUUAGAAAAUAUUGAUUCAAUAAAAGAGAAGAAACCAUUUUUGGGUGUUCCUUUCACAACAAAAGAAAGCAAUGAAGCAAAAGAUAUGCUUCAUACGAUGGGUUUAACAAGUAGAUGUACUUUCCGUUCUAAAGAAGAUGCAACAGCAAUAAGCUUUAUGAAAAAUGCUGGUGGAAUUUUGAUUGCAAAAACGAACAUUCCUGAAUUAAAUCUCUGGACUGAAUCAAGAAAUAAUGUAUAUGGACAAACAUGUAACCCAUAUAAUACUACUAGAAAUGUUGGUGGAAGUAGUGGUGGAGAAGGAGCAAUUACUGCAGCCUGUGGAACUGCAUUUUCUGUUGCCAGUGAUAUUGGUGGUUCUACUCGAAUGCCUGCUUUCUUUAAUGGAGUGUUUGGAUUUCAAUCAACUGCAGGUUUAACACCACUGAAAGGUAUUGGACUUCGAAAAGAGGAUUAUCCUAAUUCAAUGGCAGGAGUGGGACCAAUGUGUAAAAAAGCAGAAGAUUUAGUACCUAUUUUGAAAGUUUUAGUUGGAGAAAAAAUCUCAUUACUUAAGCUUGAUGCAGAAGUAGAUAUAAAAUGUCUUAAUAUUUUUUACCAAGAAAAUUCAGGUGAUAUAAGAGCAAGUAAAGUAAAUUCUGAAAUGAGAGCUGCUCUUUUAAAAGUUGUACAACAUUUUAAAGAAAUUACUGGAUCUGCAACAAAAAUAAAAAUACCUGGUUCUGAAUAUAGUUAUCGAUUAUGGCGAUUUUGGAUGACACAAGAAAAUUUUGAUUUCAAAAUAAAUAUAACAAACGGAAAGUACCGUGCGAGUGCUCUUACAGAAAUUUCCAAAUUUUUAACUGGGAGAUCAGACUUAACGUUAGCUGCUAUUCUGAAACUAAUUGAUGAAGACAUAUUUCCUCGAGAAGAUGCUGAAUGGGCAAUGAAUGUAACAACAAAUAUGAAACAAUAUUUGAUGGAUAAAUUGGAGCAUAAUGGGAUACUAAUUUAUCCAUCUUCACCUUUUCAAACUGGUUAUCAUUAUACAGCUUACUUAAGACCAUUUAAUUUUGGUUAUUGGGGUCUUUUUAAUGUUUUAAAAUUUCCGGUGUGCCAAGUGCCUCUUGGUGUAGGCAAAAACGGACUACCUAUUGGAGUGCAAGUAAGUCGUAGCAGCUCCCUAUAAUGAUCAUUUAUGUUUGGCUGCAGCACGAGAAUUGGAGAAAGUGUUUGGUGGUUGGGUGCCACCAGCCUGAUUUAUUACAAACUGAUAUUAAUUCAACUCAACAAUGAUUUACAAAAGUAAUUGCUAUUUAGUAAUAACAGUGUGAUAUUAUUAUUUACUAUACAAUAUUCUUUCUACAUUUGUUGACAUAUUAUAGAUAAGAUAAUAAUAAACAAUGGAUUUAAGGUGCAAUAUAA